Molecule: messenger RNA, 2578 nt
Organism: Penaeus chinensis
Lineage: Eukaryota; Metazoa; Arthropoda; Malacostraca; Decapoda; Penaeidae
Product: transmembrane protein 87A-like
Exons: 14
Coding region: 71-1795 (574 amino acids)
Biological process (GO): retrograde transport, endosome to Golgi
Cellular component (GO): Golgi apparatus; membrane
Source: RefSeq, a predicted model, not a curated record
CCUUGGCUGUUUGUUGACGUCUGCUUCAUGGCUACCGAGAUAUGACAAGAGCAAGUCAAGUGAUACAAAAAUGAGGAAGACUGUGUUUCUAACGCUUUUAUCUGCCGCAGUAGUGGCCUCUUUCCCAGAGCAAGGGAUUUGGCAUCUUUCGACGUCAAAGGACAAUGAAUAUGUUGGAGUUAAGAAAAGCAUGUUUAAAGGGGGCAAAAUCAACAUCAAAGUCCGGUGUAAGCCAACCAAUAUGCCGCUGGAUAUUGAAAUCACCUGGAUGUUAAGGAAGACACCUUGUUGGAAUGAAUAUGUCAUACCAGAGGAUGGGAAAGAUGCAUUGCUACAGAAUUACUUCAAUCAUCCUGGUCAGUUUAUUCAGGAUUCUAAGGAUGGAAAGUAUAAACCUGGAUAUGUGAAGACAGAGCCAGAAAUAGUUAGUUGUGAUGACAAUAUUAUCCUGCAUGAAGUCGACCUGGAAAAGAAAUUGGUAACAAAAUCAGAUGCUGAUGCUGAAGAGGCUCACCUAGAGGCUGCAAGAGCAGUGUUGGGGGAUACUGCAACAACAACAAAGGCUAUUCCUGUUGUGAAGUCAGGUCUUUCGGAGAGCGACAUUAGUGCUGGAGGAGCGGCCCAGACCAAGCACCCAGUGGCUAUCCUGCCCUUUGACGGGGUCUACCUCCUGGUAGUCCACACGACAGUUGUUCCUGAAACUGUGAUUGGCAAUGAUUCAUACAUCGCUGAGAUUGAUAUUGAGAUGAGGAGUGACUAUGGUUACCUCUCAGCUGUAGAUUGGCCGUUGCUUGGCUUCUAUGCAGCCAUGUGUGUUGUAUACCUCAUCUAUGGUUUGGCUUGGCUCAUUGUUUCCUUCAUGCACUGGAGGGAACUACUCAGAGUGCAGUACUGGAUUGGCACAGUCAUCUUGCUUGGUAUGCUGGAAAAGGCAGUGUUCACAGCUGAAUACAGCAGCAUUAAUCAGAAUGGGUACAGUGUCCCAGGCCUCAUCAUUUUGGCAGAGUUAGCUUCCUGCGCCAAGCGAACUCUUGCCCGGAUGUUAGUCAUUAUCGUGUCUCUUGGAUUUGGGAUUGUCAAACCGCGCCUAGGUGUGAUUCUGCAUCGUGUUGUUGGUGUUGGUCUUCUCUACUUUGUCCUUUCAAGUAUUGAAGGAUGUACAAGAGCACUACAAUCUAGAAGUGACCCUCAAAAACAGGUCCUUCUAGCCUCCUUGCCUCUGUCCCUUCUGGAGUCAGCCAUCUGCCUCUGGAUUUUCACUGGACUUGUGCAGACCACUCGCAUCCUUCGCUUGAGACGCAACCUGGUUAAGCUCUCCCUCUACCGUCACUUCACCAACACUCUUGCAUUUGCUGUCAUAGCCUCGGUUAUCUUCAUGUUGUGGUCUAUCAGGUAUCACCAGUUCGAAAAAUGUCUCACUGACUGGAAGGAGCUCUGGGUGGAUGAUGCUUAUUGGCAUGUCCUCUUUGCUGUGGUCCUCCUGGUGAUUAUGAUCCUCUGGCGGCCAUCCAACAACAACCAACGCUUUGCCUUCUCACCCUUAUUAGACGAUGGAUCAGAUGCCGAUGAUGAAGAGGAGGCUGAGAAGCUGAUGGCUGAUGUUUCUGAUACUAUGAAAUUCCGAAAUACACGUAAUUCGACCUCAUCAUCACCUCGGGAAUCGCGCUCUGUGGAAGAUGAUUUGAAGUGGGUCGAGGAAAAUAUCCCAUCAUCAAUUGCUGAUAGUGCUCUUCCUAUUCUGGACUCAGAUGAGGAAAUUGUUACCUCAAAGUUUGAAAUUUCAAAGAUGCAGUGAGGUCUUUGCCGAAACUUCACAGGUCCAUUCCAUUACCCAGUGGCACUGAUGCUGUUGGGACCCAUUACAUAUUCUGUCUCCAAAGUAUAGGAACAAAUGGUUCCCUCCCCAUUGCCCACCUUAUUUCCUCUCUCGACUUGUAAGUUAUUGAAAGACAGAUUGUGCCUAGGUUAAGCCUUAGAGUGUGAAUGGAAUUGUCUGAGAGAGUUAGUGAAUUGUGGAAUUACUGUAAAGUCCUCCUUAUCAUGUAAUGCAUGUUUUCAUCAACAUCUGAUUUAGUCAUUGUGUUUGAAGUCUUUUCUCUGCUCUUGCAUAUUUAAGAGGAGCAAGUUUAUCACAUAUUCCAGAAGCUAUUGUGUGAAAUGUUGCCUCAAAAGCCUGGUGGUGUAAAUAGGCUUUUUCAGAAUCCAUAGGGGUUUGAAAAAUAUUCUGUAAUGACAAACCAUACCUUUGGCCUCCUCAUUCUUAUUCAUUACCAAAUAUAGUCUUCAUCUCCCUUUUAUUUUUAUGUUAACCAGUGUGUAAGGUUUUAUUCUUGAUUCCAUGCUCUUUACAUGCCUUAUUUAGAAAUAAUGUAGAAAGUUUGAUGUUAACACAACACUUUGUGAUGUAAUUGGUAAGGAUGAAGGUAUGACUUGAGUAAAAAACACCUACUAAAACCUAAGUGCUGCAGGAACUAUGUUGUUGGAUAUCUAGGGAUAGUAGGCCACUCAUCAGUACUUGCUAUGCUGAUUAUCACACAGGUGAUGUCUCCAGGUGUUGUCAGAUUUAGCCCAUUGCCAC